AUGAUAGAAAUAGAAACAAUUAAAGAUCAAAGAUCUGUUAAGGUGGGCAAUGUGGAGUGUGCAACAAUUGUUCAUAACCAGUGGCGUAUCCUCAGAGCAACCUCCACAUUGUCUCCUAAUGAUGAGCUGGAGAAGUCCCUCCGGAAGUAUGUGAUGAGAAACAUUCUGGAGAAGACUGACGACAACCAACCUCUAGAAUAUUUAUCUGAGCUUCAGCCAGUCACAAUUGUCUUUGUGAACCUGCAGUUUGACAAAAGCGCCAAUACCUUGCAUCUGUGCAAGGCCAUCCACGAUGCCAAUGUGAAGAUCUCAAACAUCAUCCACGUCUUCAGCGGCAAAAUCAACAAAGUCUUUAUUUUUGACAAAGGCUGCACAUUCCUGUGUGUGUUCGGGCUCCCUGGGGAUAAGCAGGCUGACGAGAGCGCCCAUGCCUACAGCGCAUUUAAAAUCUUCAACUUCUGUUCUGAGAUGCUCAUGAAAAUAAAGCUAGUUUCCAUCGUGGUUACCAGCGGGCCAGUGUUCUGCGGAGUAGUUGGCCAUCAUGUAAGGCACGAAUACACAGUCAUUGGCCAGAAGGUGAAUCUCGCUGCCCGGAUGAUGAUGUAUUAUCCGGGGUUAGUGUCCUGUGAUGCACUGACCUAUGCCAACUCCAGGCUGCCUCAUUACUUCUUUGAAGAGCUCCCCCGGACUGAGAUGAAAGGAGUUGUGAAUCCCGGCGUGGUCUAUCAUUAUCUUGGCAUCAGUGAGAAACCAAUGAUUGGCCAAGCGCAGCUCACCAAGGAGAGGUCUGAGUAUUACCAGUUACUGGGUCGGGAAAAAGAGCUUGAAAUCUAUAACUCUUCGUUGAAAGGAUUUGUGGGGUCUACAGAAGGCCGCGUCCUAAUGUAUGAAGGCCUUACUCCAUAG
Molecule: messenger RNA, 906 nt
Organism: Malaclemys terrapin pileata
Lineage: Eukaryota; Metazoa; Chordata; Testudines; Emydidae
Product: adenylate cyclase type 10-like
Biological process (GO): intracellular signal transduction; cyclic nucleotide biosynthetic process
Cellular component (GO): cytoplasm
Molecular function (GO): adenylate cyclase activity
Source: RefSeq, a predicted model, not a curated record